AUGGUCGCAGAUGCGGCCUGGAGUGAGAAGGGCAAGGGUCGCAGGUGCGAGGGCAGUGCCAGUAGACGUCGUAGAAGCAAGAAUUUGCUUGCAAAAGCGAGCUCGCAGGUGCGUGAAAUUAGUCCGCAGUGCUCAAAUUAUCGGCCAAUUGGGGCUCUUCCUAGUUAUACUGAGCCUAAUCCUAAUGUUCAAGUCAAUGCGGUUACCAUGAGAAAUGGAAGAGUAUUAAAAGAAGUUCCAAAGAAAAAGAAGUAUACGACUAGUCCUGAAGGUGAAUUAGUUCCCAAUCCAGUUGAGGAGAAUGAGAAAGAGAGCGAAAGAUCAGAGCCAGAAGUGCCUAAGUAUGCAAAGUAUCUAAAAGAUAUUGUGGAAAACAAGAGAAGACUUAAUGAGUUUGAAAUAGUUGCACUUACUGAAGAGUGCAGUGCUAGAGUUCAGAUUAAACUUCCUCCUAAGUUGAAGGAUCCUGGGAGUUUCACAAUUCCUCUGUCUCUUGGGAAACAAGAAGUUGGUAGAGCCCUGUGUGAUUUAAGGGCUAGUAUAAAUUUAAUGUCAUCAUCUUUGUUCAAGCAACUAGGAUUGGGGUCCCUUAGACCUAUUACAAUCACCUUACAGUUGGCAGAUAGGCAGUGCUGGUGA
Messenger RNA from Nicotiana tabacum (common tobacco), 639 nucleotides. The record is from RefSeq and is a predicted model, not a curated record. NCBI's taxonomy places the organism in Eukaryota, Viridiplantae, Streptophyta, Magnoliopsida, Solanales, Solanaceae.